This is a messenger RNA of Cryptococcus deneoformans JEC21, 1280 nucleotides long. Its product is annotated as CIP1 protein, putative. The transcript is spliced from 4 exons. NCBI's taxonomy places the organism in Eukaryota, Fungi, Basidiomycota, Tremellomycetes, Tremellales, Cryptococcaceae. The record is from RefSeq and is a predicted model, not a curated record. The coding region runs from base 305 to 1195 and encodes 296 amino acids.
UUUCACAUGUUCACAAGCCUUCCGUCGGGAAAACAAGAAGCUGCGAAUAAAUAUGAGCAAGCACGAAAUAAGCCAUAUGCUAUCGCGACAACAAAGAUGACUCAUGCAAGCACGCAUUUCGUCGCAAGUAGCCGUUGAUUAUCAACAACUCCUGUUUAGGUCGUGCCAGGUCUGUCGACCCGAGGUCUAUUUAUACAAGACAACAGCUUUCGACUACUGUAACUCGUCCACCCACAGUUCUCAAAAUCAAGCAAAUCAAGCAAUACUACUUGGUCUUUAACAAAACACACCAACAGUUAACACUAUGUCUCCCACUGUCGCUCUUCUUGGUCACAACGGUACCGUUGGCGACAACCUCUUGCCCUACCUCGUUGAAGCUCACAAGAAAGGCUCCAUCAAGCUUGUGAUUUUGCACCGACCUAGCACCGAACUCUCAAAGAUCCCUUCUGAUGUCGGUAUUGAGAAGAGGAUUGUUGAGCUCGAGGACGGAAAGAUUGAUUCCAUCAAGGCCGCGGUCAAGGACUUGGAGGUCGUCAUUUCGGCCAUUGCAGCACCUAGUGCCCCUAGCCAAAUCUACCUCGCUGAAGCUCUUGCGAGUUCUACUGCCCUUAAGACUUUUAUCCCAUCCGACUUCGGUUGUGUCUGGACCGAGGAAGAAAUCAGCAUCCCUGGUCUUUCAUUCCUCAAGAUUAAGGAGGACGUUGCUCACAGGAUCAAGCAGCUCAAGGUUCCCGUUACUGAGAUCAAAGUCGGGUUGUUCGACCAGUUCUUCUUUGGAUAUAAGGCUGCGGGAACCGAUGUGAAAGGUAACCAGGUCCAAUACUACCACGAUUCUCUCAAGAACCGAUUGCCCAUCACUUCCCUAUCUUAUCUUGGCUAUUCCGUCGCUCAGAUCGUCUCUGAUCCUUCCCUCCUCGCUAAGCUCCCCAACAGCACUCUAAACGUCUUUAACUUUGCACCUACCGGUCAAGAAAUUGUCGACAUUCUUACACAGCUCCAUGGUCAACCCACCAAGACUGUCCAAGUUAGCGAGAAGACCGUUGCCGAACAAUUAGAGGGACCCAUCGCUAUCGGUGCCGCUAUCACCAAGAAAUGGGGUGACAAUAACUUUGGUAACGUUCCCAAGACUGAGAUUAGUGGCUGGGCUGGUAAGAGCUUUGCCGAGACAGUCAAGGAGUGGGUCAACAAGGCGUAGACUUGCUAGCUUCUUAAUAGAGUAGAUGACUCUCGUAUCUAAAUGAUAAAAAGAUGGGUCGAAAUGUCAGUAGGCUCUGAGAUGC